This is a messenger RNA of Rodentolepis nana, 333 nucleotides long. The record is from the annotation of a GenBank genome assembly. Lineage: Eukaryota; Metazoa; Platyhelminthes; Cestoda; Cyclophyllidea; Hymenolepididae.
AUACUCAAGGACGGCACAGGUGGAUACCGAAUUGCCUUUCUCUUCCUCGGAUUCAGUCAGAUGUUGGGAGCUACGAUGACAUUGCAAGCCAUCGUCUAUCGAAAGCCCAAUUGCUUCCGCAAGACCGAGGAAAAUUAUGCUUUCGCAAGGCUGUACCGUCAACGAAAAAGUCAAGAAGGCCUUCUUGCCAAUGUUGCUGAACCGUCAGGAAUCGAUACGGUGAAAUUCGAUAGUGAGGAAAAUGAAGAGAUAGAGAUUUUUCCCAAGAAACUAUUGAGAUUGCUGUCAACUGUUCAGUGUCAUUUGGAAACUCACAUUGAUUCUGAGUCUUAA